Molecule: messenger RNA, 4818 nt
Organism: Prionailurus viverrinus (fishing cat)
Lineage: Eukaryota; Metazoa; Chordata; Mammalia; Carnivora; Felidae
Gene: MATCAP2
Product: microtubule associated tyrosine carboxypeptidase 2
Exons: 9
Coding region: 757-2478 (573 amino acids)
Source: RefSeq, a predicted model, not a curated record
GUUGCUGGGUGAUGAAUCCAUGAGGAAUCAUUACACUUGAGUAAUUUGAAAUUUUCUACAAGAAAGGAAAGAAUAUGGCUAAAAUGUUCUAAUAGUUACUGUUGUACAUAGUUAUUUGUUUGUAAAAUAAUUUGCACUGAAUGGAUCUCUUUAUUAUUUCAGCAGAAUGUUAUUGGAUGUGCUUGAUGUUAGGGAAACAUCCCUCUGAAUAGGAAAGAACAGGCCUGCAUUCAUGAAGCUCACAUUCUGGCAGGAAAUAUAUUCAACAGGAUCUUUUACAUGCGUAACACCUCUGCGGGCGACCUGAACCCCGCAAAUCACAUUCCAUUUGCAGGCGGCGACUGCACACAGCACUGAGUCAUUCAGGCACCCAACUCCACCCUACACCUUAUCCUCGCUUUCCCUUCCAGCAGGACCAGUUCCGCCCAGGCCUCAACCUCACUCUAGGAAGGGACGGGGCUCCACUUCACAGGGCGUUACAACAAUCGGGGCUGGCAGAGGGCUCUUCGGUAACGCCUAAAAGGACAGACUCAAAACGUCCCUCCCUGGGCUUCACUGCCGGACAGCAAUAAGUAAACCGCGGACGAACAGCAGCCACAGAGUAGGCGACGUGCGCCCUCCAGCCCCUUCUCUCCCACGGUUCUCCCAGCCGCGUCCCGCACACACACGCUGCGCACGCGCGCGCACGCGCCCUCGGCCCGGUGGGCCCAGAGGUCGGCAGAAGGUGGGAAGGGUGGGUAGGGGCCGAGAGCGGGGAUGGCAGGCUGCGCCCGCAAAUUUUCUCACCUCGGUAAACGGGUCCAUCGCCCCGGAGUUCGCGUGUUGAUUGCGAGACGACGGAAACGGCGGUUCAAAUUCAGAAAAAGAAAAGGAGAGAAAAGGCCAAGGUCUAACCACAAGGCAGUGGCAAGAAGGAUUAAAGUCAAGUUCUCUACUUCAGAAAAGCUUCACUGGCCUGAGCAAGAACUUGCUAAGAAGUCUGUCCUAAAUGCAGAAGAGUCAUUGAUCACUGACAGCAAAAGAAGCAUUUCACAUUUAUCUACUGGGAUACUAAAGGACAUUUUCACAACUGGAACCAGUAGUUACAAUGUUCUGCUACAGAGCAAAGAGGAGAAAAAGCAUCAUUCACAAAAACAGCCUUCCUCCACCUACUCCAAAAGAUGUAGAAAGCCCAGCAAAUCUCCUAGUUCUUCUCGUAGUAAAGAUCUUCGCAAGAUGAAAGCCCCAGUGCCUGUGAUGAGCAGUGGUACUUGGUACUGCCUAGAAAGGCAGCCUGGUGUCUUUGUCACUAGUUCAGUGUCGAGUCCUAUAAAGUUUACACAUGAUAUCUCUGUUACAGGGAGCAGCAUUGUACUGCCGCCUAAACCCAAAAACAAGGUAAAGCGACGCCAUUUCUCCACUCUGCCAAAGCCAAAGCCACAGCCUCAGCUGUCUAGAAGUUUUGAAAAGGGAGAUGACUUUUCUGGGAAGAAAUUUUGUAUACUGACUGCUAUAAAGCCCACCAACUUGGAGAAAGAAAAACUGAGAUUUUUCAAGUCUGACUAUACCUACAAUCCUCAGUUUGAAUAUGCAAAUCCAUCUCUGCCAAGUGUGUUGGCCAAACACAGCAAUGCAUCUGACCGAUUUCUUAAACAGUCCAUCAAUAUUAUGGAACUGACUUUACAGAAAUAUGGAAGUUAUGAAAAAUUUGAGCAGGCCACCGGUGGCAGCCUGCUAUCUAAAACUCGAAUCUGGAGUCACGUUAGGAAGUACAUGAUGAAAGAAGGCUGCAUGGGUGAGAUUGUAGUACAUCUCACUGAAGAUCUGCUUUCCCGAGCUUCGAUGACAGUGGUAAAUGGAUGUCCAACGCUGACCAUCAAUGUUUCCACUGCACGUGAGCACUGGCUGGAGGGAAUGCUGAGGCAUGAAAUAGGCACACAUUAUUUUCGAGGUAUUAACAACCUUCAGCAGCCAUGGAACAGUUGGACUGGUCGUAAAAAACAUGAGCUAAAGCCAAACAAUCCCACAGAAGAAGGACUGGCAAGUAUUCACAGUGUCCUUUUUAGAAAAGACCCCUUUUUAUGGAGGGCUGCCCUCCUCUACUACACUGUUUAUCGAGCCAGCCAAAUGUCUUUUUGUGAACUCUUCAAAGAUAUUGGAAAGUUUGUCAAAGACCCCAAUACAAGAUGGGAUUAUUGUGUACGAGCGAAGAGGGGAUGGACUGAUACUUCUCAACCAGGGUGCUUCAGUAAAGACCAGGUCUACUUGGAUGGCAUCCUGCAGAUCCUCCGGUACAGAGAGACCAUUGACUUUCAUCUACUGACUGCUCUCGGGAAGGUCUCUUAUGAAGAUGUGGAUCGCUUAAAAGGAUUGGCAGUUAUUGAAAACAUGAGGGUCCCUCAUUUCCUGCAGGACCAUGGCCGAUACAUGGAACAUUUAGAGAAGAUCAUGGAAGUGAAUGAAUUGACUGACAGGGAACUGAAAGAUCUUAUAUAUUAAUCAGCAUUCUUGCAGACAUAGUGAAGCUAUACCUCUAUAUUAUAGUUAGGUGCAGUUAGCACCAGCAUAUUUAUAAAAGAUGAAUGUUUACAUGAGUUUUCUGAAGAAUGAUCUGCAGUAUUCAGCUGUAUUUUUAAAAGGUUAAGUACAAACCUUACACUGUUUCCCUAACAUGUUUCUAUAGGCUGCAGGGGGAAGUUCCUCCUAUUUUCAUCUGGAUCUCAACAGAGUCCGAUGAAAAUACUACUGGUGAGUGUUUUUGAAGAAUCUUGGUCAAACUGAGUAAUAAGCAUCUGCCUGAGCACCAAGACCAGCCCUGGCUAGAGACUGAAUUCCAGUCUUGUUUUAACUACAAGAUUAUAUUUUACUUGAUAAAUAAUGGUAAUUCUUUGAAAAAUUAGUUUUGUUAUGCUCCCAAAAGCUAGCUGCUUUUUUUUAUUUUACACAUUAUUGUUUCACCUGAUCAAUUUAUAGGAACUAAAUUAGAGAAUUACCUCAUUUUAUCUAGUUAUUCGCUAAACUUUAUUUGCUGAAACAAACUUUAUCCCUUCCAGAUUUUAACGAAGUUUUAGGGUCUUUCCCUCCCCAUUCCUGUAUAUAGGUGGUAAGUACAAGUGGUUUGUCUACAUAGACUAAAAUAGCUGGGGAAGAGAGAGAAGCUACUCACCUUUUUGUUAAAUGGAGCGACCAGCAAGACACAAAUACACUAAUGUAGUUUCUGUAGGAGCUGGAUGUUGACUAGGUAGCAUCUACCGUAAACUUGACCAUGCCCUGAAAAGUGGAAUUCCUGGACAUUGCCAUUUGGUAAACUGGUCUUGUGAUAUUGUCUGAGUAUAUUUUAUUUCAUCAAGCCAAUAAUGACAGUUUGACUUUGAAAAAUGAGAGUUCUGUUUUGCUACAUUUCCUCUGCUAAAAGCAUAUACCCCUAGCUUUGUAUAAUUUAUUGAUUUCAAUACAUACUUGGGUAUAUAUACUUGGAAUCAAAUAGUUCUUCAAACAGCUUAUUUUAAUGAUCAGGAAGAACACUGCUGUAAAUACCCCAUUCAAAAUGCUACUGUAAUUUUUACCCAAAGCUAUCUGAGAGUUUAUCUUUACCUCAUUUCAGGCUUAAAUAUGGUGCUAACACUGGUAGAUGUAUACUGCAAAGCCUGGUCCACAUUCCUGCUAGGAAAUUAUUUUAGGAAAUUUUAUGCAGGCUAGGUUAUGUGAUUUUCUCAUUCACAUAUCUAGAAGGGCUUGCCUCCAAGAAGAAUGUUGCAGCAGACAGGAUGUAUUCUAACUGGCAUCUGGUGGUUCUCACAGAGCCACACAUGUCACUUUUGGUAAGUAGCAGGCCAGGCCCUUUGGAGCAUUAAACGUACCCACACAGUGCCGUGAUUGCUGGAGUGUGGCCUGCACAUUUCUGUGCAGAGCUGGGGCAUACACUGUGCCAACACUGACCAGAUACUGGAAAACCAUUCUUGACCCCUCGAGCAUAUUUCCUUGUAGCAUAGUCCUCCAGUUUCAUCUUUGGUGUAGCAUUUUCUAACUUUGUCUUCAAACUUAUCAAAGGUGAUUGUGAAAACUGUGCAUUAACUGGAAUUGAAGUAUAGACAAAUGGCAAUAUUUUACAUCCUGUGAUUUAAGCCCAAAUGCUUAUAAAUUCAACAUUUGUAGGCAAUAACUGCUAAUCAUAUGUUACAGUUUAAAAAUAAAGGAAAAUCACAACAGCCUUAAUAUCCUGUUGGUCAAAGGAUUAUUUAUAGUGAUUCUAGUCCCUGAAUUUUAAAAUGGAUAUUCUGUAUCUGAGUUGGAAAAGGAAACACUUUCUUGCCUUACUGCUUCAGUAUAAAGACAAAAACCAGUGCUAUCCAGACAAAAAAAUGACCUUAAAUCACAUUGAUUGUCUUAAGCUAUUUUAAAAGUUAGCAAUGAACCAAAAAUUGUUGCAGAUUAGCAGAAUACUUAAAGAGCUCUAAACUUUAAAAGUUGGGAUUGAAGAUUUAAUUAAUGUUUAUUCUCUUUCCUGAAAUAGCACUAAGGUCAGUUUUGUUCCCUAAAAUUGAAGUUUUAAUAAAUAGAAAAUUUAUAGCAGCAGUACUUAGGAGAAUAGUUGAAGGUUGCAUUAAUUUUAAUAGUUACUUGCUGUAGGCUAUUGAGGAUUAGAAUUUCAUCAGUUUUGUCCACUGUAAUUCUAACAUAAUUGUAUCAAAUACAGUUAGGUUUUCACAUCAGAUGGGAUUCAGAGUGAAUUGUUUAUAUACAUAAAUCCAUAGUCUCCAUUUCUUUACAUUUUCACCUUUGUAAAAAUGUUUAAGAUUUGUAUUGUUUGUUUUGUAUAUAUUUGGGCAUCUUAUGUUU